GUCACGUCGCUCGCGUACCGCCGGUAACGUGUGCGCGUAGUAAUACGUAAUACCUCGGAGUAACGUGUGUACUUGAGAAGGAAUGCGUACCGGUCGUUCCUCGCCUCCCGUGACGAUCGCUAGGACGUUUUUCCCGGGUGUGAUUGUGUGCCCUUUCUGGUCGCAGGGACUGUCGCAGGGAAGUCGGUCGCGCUCUCCUGUUUUAUCUCGCGUUAUCAGUUUUCAGUAUGGAGUGCCCCGAAGCGGUAGAACGAGGUCGGAAUUUUCGUCUACUCGCUGAAGAGGAGCUGUCUCAACUUUUGGACGUGCUCACGGGAUACCUGCCCGAAUCGCUCAAGUUUCAUCAGACCGUACUGACUUACAUGCGGGACAGAGUCUGGGAAUUCCAUUUUUACGUGGCGAAAGAUUGGCCCGAGGACAUAAUCUGCCUACAUUUCCCCGGAAUGACAUUAUCCCCGCACGGUCUGUUGUACGAGAGCGUCGGUGUAUUCUGCCCGAAUGAUCGACUGGAGCUGCUUCGCCUUCUCCGAGAGGAGGACGUCCUGAUAGACUGGUCGAAACCUUUGUACAUUAAUUUCGUUCACUACAACAUCGCCGAGGAGCUGACGCGUCUUUAUGAGAGCACCGGCACCGUGGAGACCAUCGUUGGCGACGUCUGCGCGUGCGAUAACGUGCAAGAGCAGGGCGAACAGCCGGAUGAAGAGUCCAAUCGUGACGUUCAGGUGUUGCCUCUCAAGGCCGAGCACGCCGAAGGGAUUCACGAGUUGUAUCCGGCGAAUGACAUGGAGUGCCACGAGCUCUUCCUCCGGCUCAUCAGGACCCUGCCAGCGGCUGGUGUUUUCGCGAAGGGCAGCUUAGCCGCUUGGAUGGUCCAGUCCUAUUACGGGGCUAUGUUCUCCAUGCAGACGAAGCCGGAGUACCGUAGGAAAGGUUACGGGACGAAGCUAGCAAGGUACCUGACGAAACGCGUAGCCGAGAGAGGCUAUUACCCGUUUGUUGUGAUACGUCCAGAGAACGAAGCCAGCCAAAGCCUGUACAAGAAGCUGGGCUUCAGACGGCUUUACCAGAUCGUACGAAUGAUCUUCACGCCUUCCACGUGGCAGGACAGCGAGAACGACGCGAGCAUACUCAGGGACAACCUGGAGAACGCCGUCAGGCAGCUGACCAUCGAGCGGAGGGUGAUAACGGCUUUUCACGACCGCGAGAUGAAGAGCGAGGAAACGAUACGAGAUCCCACGGGAGCCGCGAAGGAGGACCAGUCGAUCGUCGCUCAGCAGCCCGACAGGGCAGCGAAGGAAGAGGAGGAGGAGGAAGAGGAGGAGGAACUCCUUGAGACCAUCGAGGAGCACCCCGAGGAGAGGAUAGACGUGGAUAACAUGACGGAUGACAACACGGCGGGCGGAGGAGACGCGCCGCCAGGGGUCGCCGACUGUUGCGACUGCGGGACGGAUGCUGCGGCUGGCGACGAAUAAGUUCGAGAACGGCUUACGCGAUAAACGACGGUCCAUAAACGCGCGUUUCGCCCGCUCGAAGACGCGGCUCCUCGUCGCGCUGGCCGUCGAGCUGGUCAACUCGACGGCGAAAAAGCCGCUCUUGGAGCUGAUCGACGCAGCUCCCAAGCUGGCAGACGGCCGAGUAUUCGAGUAAUAUAGACACGGUGGUGCACGGAGGCUGUGAGGGUACAGUGCGUUCUCGGGGAUAUAAUACGGCAAAGACUCGCUGUACACCUCUUCUGGCUCGUUACGCGCAACCUUUUGACCUCUCGUCCUCGAGAACGCGAACGUCUUUGAAUAUUUCUUACGAAUAACGUGAUAAUAUUAUUCUUCACAUCUCGUCGAAGACAAAUCAGAGAGAGAGACAGGGGGGGGGGGGGG
This is a messenger RNA of Odontomachus brunneus, 1874 nucleotides long. RefSeq lists its product as uncharacterized. Lineage: Eukaryota; Metazoa; Arthropoda; Insecta; Hymenoptera; Formicidae. The record is from RefSeq and is a predicted model, not a curated record. The transcript is spliced from 5 exons. Bases 228 to 1472 code for a protein of 414 amino acids. Gene Ontology annotation, molecular function: acyltransferase activity, transferring groups other than amino-acyl groups.